This is a messenger RNA of Macrobrachium nipponense, 1291 nucleotides long. RefSeq lists its product as uncharacterized. Gene Ontology annotation, cellular component: cell surface. Gene Ontology annotation, molecular function: (1->3)-beta-D-glucan binding; pattern recognition receptor activity. The coding region runs from base 1 to 1035 and encodes 344 amino acids. The transcript has 8 exons. NCBI's taxonomy places the organism in Eukaryota, Metazoa, Arthropoda, Malacostraca, Decapoda, Palaemonidae. The record is from RefSeq and is a predicted model, not a curated record. Gene Ontology annotation, biological process: positive regulation of cytokine production involved in inflammatory response; cellular response to molecule of fungal origin; detection of molecule of fungal origin.
AUGGAGAUGAAACGUUCAAAUGAAAAUGACACAAUUAUUGAUGAGUCUCACAGGGCUGUGAAUAGAUCUUACCAUACAGCCGAGAGAUAUUACAAUAAUUCCUUGAAGAGGAAACUUGAAGGAAUGACUCAGCCUCAUCUGUGCUGGACCAAAUUGGCAUCAUUUGUCUUUGGGUCGUGCUCCUCUUCCACUCCACCACUACUAACAGUUGAUGAUUGCAAACCGACUGACGCAUGCGUUGCCAACGGUGGUUAUUGCAUCCAAAGCAAGAAGAAAGAAGACUGCAGUGGCCUCUUCUUUCCCAAGGAAUGCAAGUCAGCACUAUGUUCCUGCUGUGUGGAAGACUCAAAGGCAACUACAACCACUACUUCUCUGGGAACGACCACUUCUGUAACGACCACACAAACAACAACUGACACAACAACUGCCACAGUUGCCACCGACAAGGAGACCGCUAGUUCCAGUCCUGGGGAGACAACAGCCACUACAGCUGCAUCUGAAGCAACUUCAACCAGCACCUCUAAGGAAACAACCACCCUUGUAACGACCACACAAACAACUACAACCGCUCCUUCAACAACUGCCACAGUUGCCACCAACAAAGAGACUGCUAGUUCCAGCCCUGGGGAGACAACAGCCACUACAGCUGCAUCUGAAGCAACUUCAAUCAGUACCUCUACGGAAACGACCGCCCUUGUAACAACCACACAAACUACUACAACCGCUCCUUCAACAACUGAAGUAUGUAACAGCAACUGGAUACCACACGGAAAUUCUUGCUACUUCUUCAGCCCCAUCAUUGACAUUGCAGACUGGAAUACAGCCAAGAAAAAGUGCAUCGAUAUGAAAAGCAAUUUGACAAUGAUCACCAGUGAUGAAGAAUACACAUUUCUCUAUGAUAACGUUGUGGAUCGUGGAUGGAUUGGGAUGCAUUCCCCAUAUUCAAACAAGACGUAUUUGUGGAUUGACGGCACUACUCCAGCUAUAAACAAUUACAUCUGCAAACACCGGCUGGUCACUGCAAAACCUAACUGAAGCUGAAGCGGUCAGUAUAAAGGAGCUGCUUCGAAGAGGACCACCAAAACGGCUAUGGAUACGACUUCGUCUUUCUGAUGUCUUUGUUUGGAUAUGUAAAUGACUUGACAUUCAUUUUAGAUGUUUAGAUACAUGUGAAAGCAUGUAAAGAGAAUACAUAUCACAUGUAUGUAUUUAUUCAAGGAAACAACUGGUUUUUGAGGUAUUUAUCAAUUGAAAGUAAAAACAAUCUACAAGAAAAUAAAUAUAAUGCAAG